Gorilla gorilla gorilla (western lowland gorilla) is the source of this 4336-nucleotide messenger RNA. RefSeq names its product post-GPI attachment to proteins GalNAc transferase 4 (gene PGAP4). The transcript is spliced from 2 exons. Gene Ontology annotation, cellular component: Golgi membrane. Lineage: Eukaryota; Metazoa; Chordata; Mammalia; Primates; Hominidae. Gene Ontology annotation, molecular function: glycosyltransferase activity. The record is from RefSeq and is a predicted model, not a curated record. Bases 419 to 1630 code for a protein of 403 amino acids. Gene Ontology annotation, biological process: GPI anchor biosynthetic process.
AAAGAAACAGGCUUCCUGUUUGCGUGACUUGGGGACGACUCCUGCUUUUCCCUGGCUGCCCAUCAGUUGGCGCCUUUUGCCGUCCUUUUUCCCCAAGCCGCUUUGGGGGCCGCGGUCUCUCCGCAGCUCGCGGGUCACAUGGCCCGCCUGAGCAAGGGGAGCCCUGCGCCUGAGCUGGGAGGCGGGAGGAGGUGAGGCUCCGGCGCACACCCAAACCGCGCUGCGCCCGCUCCUUCCGGGCCCCGGAGAUGGCGCCUCCACCGGGAUGAGCUAGCCAGCCUGGGCAAUACCAGAGGCGGCCCUCGGCGCGCGCAGGGGACCGAGCUGAUCGCCCCAACCGGGUUUGAUUUCUGAUGACUCUGGCCUGAGUUCCAGGAUGGUUUUUUCUUGGGACCAGACAUGAACAAAAGUUGACCUCAUGAGCACUUCAACCUCUCCAGCUGCCAUGCUCCUUCGGAGGCUGCGGCGACUCUCCUGGGGCAGCACUGCUGUCCAGCUCUUCAUCCUAACAGUGGUGACAUUUGGCCUGCUGGCCCCCCUGGCCUGUCACCGACUUCUACACUCUUACUUCUAUCUGCGCCAUUGGCAUCUGAACCAAAUGAGCCAAGAGUUCCUGCAGCAAAGCUUGAAAGAGGGUGAGGCUGCCCUCCACUAUUUUGAGGAGCUUCCCUCUGCCAAUGGCUCAGUGCCCAUUGUCUGGCAGGCCACCCCCCGGCCCUGGCUGGUGAUCACCAUCAUCACUGUGGACAGGCAGCCUGGCUUCCACUACGUCCUGCAGGUGGUGUCCCAGUUCCACCGGCUUCUUCAGCAAUGUGGCCCCCAGUGCGAGGGGCACCAACUCUUCCUGUGCAACGUGGAGCGUAGUGUGAGCCAUUUUGAUGCCAAGUUGCUCUCCAAGUACGUCCCUGUGGCCAAUCGCUAUGAGGGCACUGAGGAUGAUUAUGGUGAUGACCCUUCGACCAACUCGUUUGAGAAAGAGAAGCAGGACUAUGUCUAUUGCCUGGAGUCAUCCCUGCAGACCUACAACCCAGACUACGUCCUGAUGGUAGAAGACGACGCUGUUCCAGAAGAGCAGAUCUUCCCAGUCUUGGAGCACCUUCUGCGGGCUCGCUUCUCUGAGCCACAUCUCAGAGAUGCCCUUUAUCUCAAGCUGUAUCACCCCGAGAGGCUCCAGCACUACAUCAAUCCAGAGCCCAUGCGGAUCCUAGAGUGGGUUGGUGUAGGCAUGUUGCUGGGGCCCUUACUAACCUGGAUAUACAUGAGGUUUGCCAGCCGCCCAGGGUUUAGCUGGCCUGUAAUGCUCUUCUUCUCCCUGUAUAGCAUGGGUCUGGUGGAGCUGGUGGGUCGGCACUAUUUCCUGGAACUGCGGCGGCUGAGUCCUUCCCUGUACAGUGUGGUUCCUGCCUCUCAGUGUUGCACCCCAGCCAUGCUCUUCCCGGCACCUGCGGCCCGCCGGACCCUCACCUACCUGUCCCAAGUGUACUGCCACAAGGGCUUUGGCAAGGACAUGGCACUGUACUCGCUGUUGAGGGCCAAGGGAGAGAGGGCCUAUGUAGUGGAGCCGAACCUCGUGAAACACAUCGGGCUCUUCUCCAGUCUCCGGUACAACUUUCAUCCCAGUCUCCUCUAGGGUGCCAAGAGAUGCCUUUCUGAAGUUGGCCACUUCUUGAAGAUUCAAAUAUUGAUCUCUUUAUUUAGACAUGGUUGCCUGCAGGUUUCACUGUUUACUGUUGUUAGAGAUAUAGGCACUGGGGCAGCUGAGGAACCUCAAUAUGUUAAGAGCCUUGGCUUUGGUAGCCUCCUGGCAGGAGCAGCAGUUUGCCACAGGUCCGGACCUCUCCCUCCACACAGCCACACUGCCUCAUGCAGUCUGACCCACCCAGUGAGGGUGCAUUUGAACACUGAUUAUAUUCUCCAUUUGUUUUGAAGCUCUGCUUUGUGAUAGAGCUUGUGACUGCCAAAAAUCUUGUGCACAGUGAUAUGACUGUUUUAGGAUCUUAAGGGUAGAAUUUUGUGAAAGUUGAGAUCCUUUGGAAUUGAGUUCUUUCUCAUUGGGUAUGAAAAUGGAUGUAUGUUUAGAAUAUAUGCCCAACGAGGCAGGACCAUGUGGAUAGAUUCCAUUUGUUUCCUUGACCUGAUGUAAUAAAAACUGAUAAAAGCCGUGCAGUGCCCGGCAUCUUGGAGGCAGGUGAUCUGGCUUUUCUGUUACCUGGCAUUUUAUUUUCCUAUAUAUCUGUAGUGCACUGAUAAUUGAUAUUGUUAGUGAGAACUUUAAGGCACGACAAGAUCUGGAAGAGCUUGUGAACCAUCAAAGUCAGAUUGCUUAUGUUGAGUAGUGAUUUAACAUUGAACAUUUCUGUACUACUCUGACUCUUUGAAAAUUGGACAUUUCAGAAUGAUACAAUAUAGGGGAGCUCUUUACAAGUAGCAUAUCAUUUUUCCUGACUUUCCUGGCUGACUGCUUACCUUCAUUUCUUUUUCUUCUAGGUAGCAUGAUGUUAUAGAAAAAAAAAAAAGCAUGGACUGAAGUCAGAAGACCUGAACUUUUAUUUCAGAUCUCUGCCAUGGCCUAACGACGUGACCGCCUUGGGCAGGUCAUAUAAUCACUCUGGGUCUCAAUUUCUUCACCUGUAAAGUGAGGACAGUAAUACUUAACCUGUUAAAGUUGCCUUGAGGAUUAAAUGGCAGAAUAUAUGUAAAACACCUAGCAAGUGCUUAGUCCAUAGAAGACACUUGGCAAACUUUUCUCUCCUAUAAUAAACAUAUACAACUCAAGCUUAUUUUGGAAAAAGAUAUUAGUGAUGUUGUUUAAAGUAUGAGAUAGGGCAUGGAGCUGCCACCUAUGUACCAGCUAUUCCAGAUGACCAAGCCCUGCUAGAAUAAAGACUGACUUUUCAUUGUGACCUCUGAAGGAUGUGCAGCUCAGCUUUCACCUUCACCCAAGCCAAAAAGAAGAAUUGUUCAUUCAAACUGGAAAUGAUCUCCAGCUUGGAAAUGAGACUCCUCAUGAGCUUAUUCUAAGAUCAGAGUCUGAAAAUUAUUUUCUCAAAAGUUACAAAUAAAUUUCUUUUAACAGUACUGUCAGACUAGUGACCAACAAGUUACUUUAUGAGGAUGGAUGAUGACAUUAGAGUUCAAGCAGUUGUCCAGUUUGUUUCGAUGCCACAGUUUGCUUUUAAACUCCCAUAGUGAGCUUCCAUCUUGAGACCCACUCAACACAGAAGGAUUACAUAAAGGUUGAUCACCCACGCUCUACAGAUGAACAAAUUGAGACCCAGAGAUGCUAAACUGCUCUACAGGUCACAAACCUGAACAGCAGCAUAGCCAGAAUGGGAACGGAGCUCUUCUGACUUCAAGCCCCUGCACUUUUUUCUUAACCACAUUAAUUUUAUGAAUAUCUAUGUGGUCAAAGUCUCUUUUGUAAAAUCUGAGUAUAAGCUGAACUAAUUCAUGUCUCUGUAAGCUAAGAUGGCAGAAACACAUUGUCAUGUUAGUUUGGAGGAGCAAACAGAUAUAAGUAUGUGUUGUAAUGUUAUAGUGAGCUGUUAUGUAUCCCCCAGCAAUGUCCAAAGUGAUCAGAGCUACUAGAUGACAUUAUUACAAUGUUCAGAUCCCACUCCUUCAUUCCUCCUCUCUCAGUGACUUGUCUACCCCCAAGCUUUAGAACUGAGCUCUCUCCAACUUAGAACUCAUUAGAGUUUGUUGCAUUAGUGAUUGGAUCUCCUCAUGAAAGUUUUUUGACCAAUGACAGUGGAGCCACUUUAAGCUAGCCAGGCCCAAGAUAGGGAAGCACUGCUGGUUUACAUUUCUGCUCUUCUAAUUCAGUUGUCUAUUGCAUGCAGACAUCCCCUGCCCGACUUCUCCAUUAUGGAAGGCUAAGGCCAUCCUUCCUUGUCCAGUUUCUCUACCUACACACUAACAUGCCUUUUCCUCAUGGAGCUGAACUCUGCCAGUUGUCUUUGGACAUUUUCUGCAGAUGCAGGCUCUGUUCUGCUCUUUCGUUCCCACCCACUUCUAGAUCUUCCUGCAUUUAAUCCCUUAUUCUUAUAAGGAGUCUAAUUUUUGUGUAUUGUCCUUGAUUAGGGCAGCUGACAGCUUUACACCAAAGCUGAAGUCUCUCACUUAAUCCUAAGCAAGGGGCUAGGGAGAACUAAGAUAUCCUUCCCAUAUCAAGGGACAUAGGUUACUAGAAGGGUGGAGGUCUCUUAACAGGCUCACUCACCUUUCAGAGUUUAAAUUAUGGUCAGGCUUAAGAAGCUCUCUCUUGUGACUGAGUGUAUUGCAUAGACAUGUCUGUGAAAAUAAAAGCACCCAUUUUGCUAAGGCUUUCUGAGAA